GUCGGCUAUCCACGCAGCAGCGAGUCGCUCGCUCCGGAACCCGGCGGAGGAAGACAGCGCUGGACCGCGGCUCUAUGCUUUGGGACCGACUCCCAUGGACUGCGACUUUCCGCUUCUGUAGCUCAGGUAAUACCCAAGACCGCAAAGCUUGAGCGAACACAAGAUGGUGAUUAUCAGCGUGGCAUCCCUCAGAAGGACAUCACUGGCCAUGGACACGAGGAACAGAUGUUUGCAGUGAAGAGAGGAGGAAAUCACCAUACCAUGCUGUCGUGAGGCCAGGAAGGAGGGAGCAUUAUGAGUCAGAAUGGAGGAGCAAAGAAAACUGUCACUCGUCAAAUCCGCCAAUAGGCUUGUUGGACAGCACACGCUUAUUUUAAGAGCAAGACCAGAUCCCUUUUUCGCUGUUCAGCUGGCAUCUAAAACUGUUGAACUAUGUAGAAACCUGGCUUCCUCUUGCAUUCCAUAAAUAAUUGCUGGAACCUUUUACUUUUUCUUAAACUGGUAUUUCUGUAUACAUUCCAUGGAUUAGAGUUAAUGCUUUGAGUGAGUGCAAAGUGCACUGGGGUUCAUCCAAGGCAAGCUCUAUUCAUUGUAUUUUAGUUUACACACCUCCUUAUCUCAGCUGUCAAGAGGGAGGAUUCUUUUCUACAGUAACUCACCCAGAGCAAUGGAGAUAGCGCUAGGAAAGGAGGGUUGGGAGGAGUGAGAAGAACAGAGAAUGGCUGUGAGGGAGUGAGCAUGCUUAACCCAGCCACUGAGUGACUCUUGUAUCCAAGGACGAAGGGCCCCUGGGGUUUGACUCGUCUGUCUGGAGUGCCAGGGCUGAUGACUGAGCAGAUCAUGACCAAAGCUAGAGCGAAUCACACAGAACGAUACAGUCAUUUAGCUUGAAUGGGAGUUGCCUUUUUUUUUUUUUUUUAAAUCCAAACAAAAACAAAACAAAAGCUUGUUUCUCUUACUUCACCGGUGGCAUUGCAUCUAAACUGGCCUGCGUCUGUUGUAUGUUUUUGGCAGAGGAGCAGACUGGAGAGGUGGUAGUAACAGGUGCUGCGUGCCAAGGUGGAUUUGGAGGUGUGGAGGCGAGCCGAAUAUCAUGGGUAAAUCAAACAGCAAGCUCAAGCCAGAGGUGGUGGAGGAGUUGACAAGGAAAACCUACUUUACAGAGAAAGAGGUACAGCAGUGGUACAAAGGCUUCAUUAAAGAUUGUCCAAGUGGUCAGCUUGAUGCUGUGGGCUUUCAGAAGAUAUAUAAGCAGUUCUUUCCGUUCGGAGAUCCCACAAAGUUUGCCUCCUUUGUCUUCAAUGUUUUUGAUGAAAAUAAGGAUGGACGCAUCGAGUUCUCUGAGUUCAUCCAGGCCUUGUCAGUGACUUCUCGGGGUACUCUAGAUGAGAAGUUGAGAUGGGCUUUUAAAUUAUAUGACCUUGAUAAUGAUGGCUACAUUACUCGUGAUGAGAUGCUGAACAUCGUAGAUGCCAUAUAUCAGAUGGUGGGGAACACCGUGGAGCUGCCAGAGGAAGAAAACACACCAGAAAAGCGAGUGGACCGUAUUUUCGCAAUGAUGGACAAGAAUGCAGAUGGGAAGCUGACUCUGCAGGAGUUUCAGGAGGGCUCAAAGGCAGACCCCUCUAUUGUUCAGGCAUUGUCACUCUAUGAUGGACUUGUGUAGGCAUGUAAGAUGGAUCCAACUCAGCCUCCUCCUGCGCGUUACACGCCAAUCCAGCACCAUCACACCUGUAACAGGAGGAAGCCACAUUUAACUUGCUCACCCAGAAGUGGGCUGCAAACUUUUGUCGCGCGGUCAUGCGGCAUCUGUGUCAAGUAGCUGUUCGUCUACAUUUCCACUAAGGAUUGCCUCCUCUGAUGUGAUGGAUAAUUCAAAUAUGUCAGCAAAACCCUCAGUCAUUUAUCUGUGCUUCUACAGCUAUGUGGCACUGCGUACACCCUUGAGUGUUGUGGACUGUGUACGAGCAUUUCAGCAAGCGCAUUGUUGUGGUUCCCCCACGGACAGUCCAAGGAACUGAAUUCCCUCGGAGAUGUUAGUGUGCGUCUUGUUCACAUACUGCAAAACGGGAUACAAGAGAUCCGCUCAUAGGAACUGUGCCGCUGCCUCUUCACCACAUGGAGAGACUCUAAACCUGGGAAGAUCUGGAAAAAUGUAUUACAAGGCGGUAACAUGAACACUAGCUUAAAGUUACAGAGCAGUAUAGUUUAUAUUGUAUAAUGUAAAUAUAAUGGUAAUUUAUUUUCUGCUUUGCUGAGUUUAUGGGAAUUUCCUCAUAAAUAUGGAAUGAUGUUUUAUUUUUAUCAAAAGUGUUGAAAUGUAUUGCACUGUAUUUUUCAUCAUCGUGGGAUUUUUUUUCUCACAUUCCCAAGUUUCCUUUUCCUGAGAGAACAGGGUUUUUAUUUGAAGAAGGUGUUGAAGAAGUGGGGGUUUUUCUAUGGAUUAUUUUACCAUGUUUACAGUCUGUGCAUCCUGUUGUGUUUUCACUUCCCGGUUGGCAGGAGCGUCUAGUGUCUGCAGCGUUGCACAGCCACAUCCUGAAUGACAUGACAGGAGCAACCCAGCCAAUUCUCUCAGCUUACAUCUGAAUUGAGGCUCAUUAUUUCUUUUGAGAGCAUCAUAUCCCACCCUCAGCACACACAAAGCCCUGGUCAUUGAGAGGCUCAAACAGACAUCAAUUCUGCUUGUAAAGCUUUUACGAGCUCUGUGGUUGCAAUUGUCCACUUUGUAUUUGUCCUGUGUGAGGCCAGAGCAUGUGAUGAUGCCUUUUUUCAUUGUUGGGUCAUUUUAGUUAGAGCAUUAAGAUGUUUUAUCAGCUUCACUGAUUUUAUGCCUUAUGCAAAUGAUAAUUUACUAAAUGAUAAAUGUCAUUUACCUGUUGAUUAACAGUAUAAGAGCACAGAAUAAAAUGCAUUUAAGUGGCUAACUUUUACUGUUACUGUAUUCUUAGUCUGGAAUGGAUAGAAAAAUGUGUUUAAUUUUGUAUUGUAUUUUUUUGGAUAAUUUAAGGAGCUGCUUUGUCGAAUGACUGUUGCUCAAAUGGUGGUUUGUAAGAUGUUAAACUUCCUUAGUGAUAAUCACUUCUUAAGAAAAUUGUCCAAAAUUGCACACUUCUUAUUGCAUGGUAUUUAAA
This is a messenger RNA of Xiphias gladius (swordfish), 3134 nucleotides long. It is a transcript of the gene ncs1b, whose product is annotated as neuronal calcium sensor 1b. The record is from RefSeq and is a predicted model, not a curated record. Bases 1094 to 1666 code for a protein of 190 amino acids. Lineage: Eukaryota; Metazoa; Chordata; Actinopteri; Istiophoriformes; Xiphiidae. The transcript is spliced from 11 exons. Gene Ontology annotation, molecular function: calcium ion binding; calcium sensitive guanylate cyclase activator activity.